CUCCUUGGACUCGCUCGCCAUUUUGAUAAAACGCUGAUCGUGGAGAGCUGGAGACAACUCUGUUGAAGUUGCAGCCGAUCGACACGUUGUGAAGAAAAAUCUUCGACACUGAGGAAGAAAACUUGCAGAUAAUAAUGAGUGGUUGUCGCAUCUUCAUCGGCCGCCUGAGCCCGCACGCCAGAGAGCGAGACGUGGAGAAGUUUUUCAAAGGAUACGGACGGAUUAGAGAAAUCAACCUGAAGAAUGGAUUUGGCUUUGUGGAAUUUGAUGACCACAGAGAUGCAGACGAUGCUGUGUACGAGCUAAAUGGAAAAGAACUGUGCAGUGAACGGGUCACGAUUGAGCAUGCUCGCUCCAGAAGAGGAAGAGGUGGCGGACCUGGAAUGGGUCGUUUCGGUGGAGGUGGUGGCUAUCGUUCAUCCCGCCCAGCUCCUGGAUCCAGGUAUGGCCCUCCUGUGCGGACAGACCACAGACUCAUUGUGGAGAAUCUCUCCUCACGGAUCAGCUGGCAGGACCUGAAAGACUUGAUGAGAAAAGCAGGUGAGGUUACCUUUGUGGACGCCCACAGGACCAAGAAAAAUGAAGGAGUGGUCGAGUUUGCAUCCCGCAGUGACAUGAAGAACGCCAUCGCCAAGCUUGACGGGACAGAGCUGAACGGACGCAAGCUGAAGCUGUUUGAGGACAGCAGAGGCAGUCGGAGCAAGAGCCGCUCCCGCUCCCGCAGCUACUCCCGCUCAAAGAGCCGCUCCAGAAGCCGCAACCGUUCCAGGAGCCGCUCAAGAUCCGCCAGCCGCACCCCAGAGAGAAGGUCAUCAGGCGGGGGCAAGGCCGCCGACAGAUCCCCCUCCAGAUCCAAGUCCCGUUCAAAGUCUCGUUCCAAGUCCCGCUCAAAGUCCCGCUCCAGGUCUCGCUCCCGUUCUCCAGCUCCCGCUCAGACCACACAGUCUCGCUCCCGUUCCCGCUCCCGAUCCCACUCCCGUUCUCGAUCCCACUCCCGUUCCCGCUCCGCCUCAGCAGACAGCAAACACUGAGAUGAGUCAGAGACUGACGAGGCUCAGCAUUGCCUCAGAGGUGGUACGUGGUUUUUCUUUUUUUUUUUUUUUUAAGGGGUGGAUCGCUUUUUACAUUUUUCUUUAAAUAAGAUGGUUAUCGUGCCCACAUCCUCUUGGAUUUCUUAUUAAAUUCUUUUCAUUACUUUCAACAUGUCUCAAUAAGAGAAAAAACAACAUGGCUUCCUGUUAAUCAAUGAUUUGAACAUUUCUCUCUUAAAAAUCCCCCUAAUGUGAUCGUUUUUUUGUCAUUUUGAGUGUCAGGAAACUCCUGCAGCGCCCCAGCUGUCCGCCUUGUAUUGAUUCCAUCCACUCGUCUGAGCCUCUCCUGAGUGGAGAGUUCCCAGGUCAUGGAGGUUUUUUUUUUUUUUGUUUGUUUCUGUCACUCUGAACGUCGGCGUUUCUGUUUGAACACGAGCAAGCUCCUGGCAUUUCCGUGAAACUGUGAUUCUGCUUUUCCGCAUGUGUUGCAUUCACUGCCCUGAUGUGUAACGUAAAAUACAAACAUCUGCUGGUGGUUUAUUUCUCAUAUUUUCAAUUUGGAAUCCGGCAUUAGUUGUGACUUUUUUUUACGAUGCUGUUUCAGGACAUUGUCUCGUAGAUUUUUGUUUUCUCUGAUUUUGUGAACUUUAUUUUCAGUCCUGCAUUUGUGUGGCGUCAAGUUUCUGAACAUCAAACUUCUUUAUCAGCAGAACAAUGUCUGUUAAGUUAAUUUACAAAUAAAACACUCACUAUUUUCAUGUUGUUUUUUUAGUUAAGAUUUUUUAAUUAUUGUGAAUGUGUGGGGCUCUCAUACAUGUCCAAUAAAAUCUGCAGUUUAAUCAAUAAAGCUUUCUCAAACUA
This is a messenger RNA of Cheilinus undulatus (humphead wrasse), 1892 nucleotides long. RefSeq names its product serine and arginine rich splicing factor 5a (gene srsf5a). The transcript is spliced from 8 exons. Gene Ontology annotation, molecular function: mRNA binding. NCBI's taxonomy places the organism in Eukaryota, Metazoa, Chordata, Actinopteri, Labriformes, Labridae. The record is from RefSeq and is a predicted model, not a curated record. Gene Ontology annotation, cellular component: cytoplasm; ribonucleoprotein complex; nucleus. The coding region runs from base 135 to 1031 and encodes 298 amino acids.